Coffea eugenioides is the source of this 1887-nucleotide messenger RNA. Its product is annotated as heptahelical transmembrane protein 4-like. The transcript is spliced from 4 exons. NCBI's taxonomy places the organism in Eukaryota, Viridiplantae, Streptophyta, Magnoliopsida, Gentianales, Rubiaceae. The coding region runs from base 440 to 1684 and encodes 414 amino acids. Gene Ontology annotation, cellular component: membrane. The record is from RefSeq and is a predicted model, not a curated record. Gene Ontology annotation, molecular function: signaling receptor activity.
GCGUGCCAAAUCCGCAACCUUAAGAAUACAACGAAAUCAUCUCAGCAUCUCCGAAUCUCCAUGAAGAAUCUCUCCACUUGCCCCUCUAUUCCAUUUUUCUUGCUUUCUUGAUGGCUUGAUAUUUAUUCCAUUGUCACCAUCGAAUUUCGUCGCCCGUCUUCGCCCUCUAACUUCCGUAUUGCUCCUGAUUUAUAUCAGCUCAGCGGUUUAAUCUUUUCUCCUACCUCCCAACCAUUCAUUUAGGCUUUUAAACAUUGGAUUUGACCCCUUUGUAAUUGUAAUUCUCGCCCCCAAAGUAUUCUUUCUCUGGGCAAUUUAUCCAGUAUAAGUACACACUUGUAUGCAUAUCUCAACCUGAAUUAGGAUCCUAAUCGGCCUUCUUUCUGAAUUGAUUCUUCAAUUUGAGGUGCGUCUUUCAUUUAUUUAUUAAAUCCAGAAAAUGGGCAAGGAUCAAAGGGAUUUUGCAGAGACAAAAGUUGGGGGAGGAUCAUGUGACAACGAUCAAAGGGUUUACAAUUGUUCAAAGGAAGGGAAAGGGAAGAGAUUGUGGAAGAAGGUGAAGUACCAGCUGGUAGAGUACCACUCGUUGCCUGGCUAUUUAAAGGACAAUGAGUACAUUCUUGGUCAUUACCGGUCUGGAUGGCCUCUCAAGCAUAUACUGCUAAGCAUUUUUACCAUUCAUAAUGAGACCCUCAAUGUCUGGACGCACUUGAUAGGUUUCUUUCUCUUCCUUUCCCUCACCAUUUAUACAGCAAUGAAGGUCCCAAGCGUUGUGGAACUUCCUACUUUACAACAUCUCCCUGAUGUUUUGAAGAAAGCUGAUCUUCAGAAAUUGCAAGAAGAAUUUUUGACUUGCCUUCCUUCCUUGCCACACAUGCCUGAUUUGCAAAAAUUUCGAGACGAGUUGAAGACCUCAUUGCUUUCCAUGGAUUUGUUGCCAUCCCCAUCUACUUGGCAUGUUGUAGAGCUCCUCACCAAUUGUUUGCCUGAGCGAUUCUUGCAUAGCAACCAUACUGAUGCCUGCGUUCUGCGUGGCAUGAAGGAAGAUGUGGCUAACAUGAUAGCACCGUUACUGGUGAGACCGAUUACACGCUGGCCAUUCUUUGCUUUCAUGGGUGGUGCUAUGUUUUGCUUGCUGGCAAGCAGCACCUGCCAUUUGCUCUCAUGCCACUCAGAGCGUUUAUCAUACAUCAUGCUCAGGCUUGAUUAUGCGGGGAUUGCUGCUCUAAUCUCGACCUCCUUCUAUCCUCCUGUUUACUAUUCCUUCAUGUGCUAUCCAUUCUUUUGCAACUUGUACCUGGGAUUCAUUACUAUUCUGGGAAUUGGUACCAUAUUGGUUUCCCUUCUACCAGUAUUCCAAACUCCAGAAUAUCGUACUAUGCGGGCAUCCCUCUUCUUUGUGAUGGGGUUGUCAGGUGCGGCGCCAAUUCUGCAUAAGCUAAUUCUAUUUUGGAACCAGCCUGAGGCACUUCAUACAACUGGGUAUGAACUUCUAAUGGGAGCUUUUUAUGGUAUUGGAGCACUGGUCUACGCCAUGAGAGUUCCUGAAAGAUGGAUGCCUGGAAAGUUUGAUAUUGCUGGGCACAGUCACCAACUCUUCCAUGUGCUUGUAGUUGCAGGGGCUUAUACCCAUUACCGUGCAGGGCUAGUUUAUCUAAGGUGGCGGGACCUGCAGGGUUGCUGAACUUCUUGUGAUUAAAUGGCUAUCUGUUGAUGUUGUACUAGGAUUUUAAAAAUUACUGUGGACUAGUUUUGGUGUGUCUUAGAGUCAAAGUUGGAAGUAAAAGUCUGCUGCCCAGUAUGUCUGUAGAUCUGUACCUUUCGUUUUUGUUAUUGCAGUGAAUAACUAAAAAGUAUCAAUUGGGAGUAAUAUUCAACUUUAGAUUU